AGGCUCUCUGACUUGCCGGAGGCCCUCUGCCGCCUGUGUCGGCUGCAGGAGCUGUUGCUCGCGUGCAACGAGCUUCGCUCGCUGCCGGCGUGGGUCGGUGCGUUGCCGCAGCUACACGUGCUCAACCUGCAGCACAACCGGCUGCGGCGGCUCCCGGCGGCGGUGCUCCGCAUCAAGGGGCUCCACUACCUGCGCUGGGGCGCGCAGAAGCCGUCGGGCGACGCCCCGGAGGAGGAGGAGGAGGCGGAGGAGGCGGAGGAGGCGGAGGAGGCGGAGGAGGCGGAGGAGUUGGCAGGCGUAGCAGCGGCGGUGGAGGCGGAGGAGGCGGAGGAGGCGGCAGGCGUAGCAGCGGCGGUGGAGGCCGGCGCAGCGGAGGCGGCGGCGGCGGUGGCGGAAGCGGCGGUGGCAGUCGGUGAUCAGGACGAUGCUGCAGCGGACGCAGGAGCGGAGGAGGCAGCCGGCGCGGGCUUCGCAUCGCCCAGCCUGACUGUGCUUGAGCUCGAGGCAAACGGUCAGACCGCGCUGCCACCGCUGCACCCGCGCGCGACGGUGCUCACGGCGCUCCUGGCCUCGUACAACCGGCUUGGUGCCGCCCCGCGGAUGCUAGCGCAGCAUGGCCAUUCGCUCAAGAAGCUCCACCUGGGCUGCAACGGCGUGACUUGCGUGGCGGAGGUGCUCCCCCACCUCACGCGGCUCACCGAGCUCUGCCUCGAGGGCAACCGGCUCUCGGAGCUGCCCGCGGCGAUUGGCCGGCUGGACAAGCUUCGCGAGCUGUGGCUGCACGGCAACUUGCUGACUUGCCUCCCCGCGGAGCUGGGUCAGUGCGCAUCGCUCACCGUCCUCCAGGCGCACCACAACCGCCUCGCGGAGCUGCCCGCCGCCCUCGGCGCGCUCCCCCGGCUGCAGGGGCUCUACCUCCAGUCCAACAGGCUCGGAGGGUCGCUGGCCGCGCUGCGCCAGAGGGUGCUGCGUCACUUGCCGCUGCAGAACCUCGCCCUCGGCGCCAACGCCUUCGACCUCGCCGAGGCGUCAGAGCUGGCCUCUGAGCUGAGCGGCAGCGCAGCCCGCGCAGUCACCUCCUCCGGCCACUCCGGCGCGGCGCGGAUCGGCCUCGGCUGGAACCGCGGGACGCCGCCUGCGGCGCUGCGCGACGUCCUCACCGACCGUCUCGCGACAACCGACCACUUCUUCGAGCCGAUGGCGGCGGGCGUGCGAGGUGACGUCCUCCUCGUCGCCUUCGCCGCCCAGGGCCCCGGCAUGCAACAGUGGGCCGCGCCGUGCGCCGCCGCGCGCGCAGCCGGCGUGGCCGUCGACGCCCUCUACCUCGCCGACCCGUCGAACUCGUACUACCUGCAGGACCCAGCCGGCGGGUGGGGCGGCGUACGCUACUUUGAGCGGCUCAUCCGAGCCCACACGGCCGGCUACGCGCGCGUCCUCCUCGUCGGCUCCUCGAUGGGCGGCACCGCCGCGCUGCUGCACGCGCACCUCGGCCACCGCGCCGUCUCGUUUGGCCCGCGGGUGGACCUGGACCUGACGCACGGCGCGCACGUGCCGGCCGAGCCCAGGCGCGCGUGCACCGCGCGCGUGCGACACGCCCUCGCGGUGAUGCACGCGCGAGGCGGCCGUGCGGCCGUGCACGUCGGCGCGGGCAACGCCGUCGACAUGAUGCAGGCCCGGCUCGUCGCGCACGCGCCGGGGCUCGCCCUGCAUGAGCACGACACCUUCCACCACAACGUGCCCAUGUUCCUCGAGCGCGAGGGCCUGCUGGUGCCGCUGCUGAAGCGCGAGCUCCUCGCGCUGCUCCAGGGGUAGUCGUCGCCGCCGGACCACGCUGUAGUGUAUGUCGCCGCCGCAAGUACAAGAUAGUACGCAGGUAGGAUAGCGCCCCUGUGGAACUGUAGACGGGGCCUCGUGUCGUGUCGUGGCCCGAAAUGUUUCCCAUCCGCGGGAGAGAGCUAGGGAGAGAGCGUUUACUUUAGCCCCCCGCCCAAGGCGAGUUUUUUUGUAAAAAAAAUGUUCCAGUCUU
Messenger RNA from Emiliania huxleyi CCMP1516, 2026 nucleotides. RefSeq lists its product as hypothetical. Gene Ontology annotation, molecular function: protein binding. Bases 601 to 1812 code for a protein of 403 amino acids. The transcript has 13 exons. Lineage: Eukaryota; Haptophyta; Isochrysidales; Noelaerhabdaceae. The record is from RefSeq and is a predicted model, not a curated record.